Olea europaea var. sylvestris is the source of this 1522-nucleotide messenger RNA. RefSeq names its product probable protein S-acyltransferase 19. The transcript has 5 exons. Bases 965 to 1507 code for a protein of 180 amino acids. NCBI's taxonomy places the organism in Eukaryota, Viridiplantae, Streptophyta, Magnoliopsida, Lamiales, Oleaceae. Gene Ontology annotation, molecular function: palmitoyltransferase activity. The record is from RefSeq and is a predicted model, not a curated record.
UCUGUUGAAAGUGUUUUACUCCCUGAGAAAAAGUGUCCACUCUCAGAUAUAUGCACGCCUUCACUUAUCAAUUAUGUAAGAGAGAAACAAUUAGUGAUGGUCACUUGUUCAAGUUGUCCAAGAUUGUGAUAUUAGUUGCAAGUAGAACUGAUGCAUGCACUCAAAUGUAUGUCUUGGUCAGAAACGAUACAUUGGCAAUUGUAUCACAGUUUACAAUGUUUGUAUACAGUUGCUAUCUGUCCUUUUUUCAGACUCAAAUUAUAUUAUGUUUAUUAAAAAUAGCGUAGUAUAGGAUUGAUGAAUAAUGGAUGAAUUGAGUAGAAGUCAUUCUUAUUAUGGUGCAUAGAAUAGAGCUCUGAAUGAACCCACCUUGAAAAUCAAACAAGGAGAAUGAUUGGAGAUUAGGCACUGGAUAGGAGUUCUAUCUACAGUGAGAUUUCUACGCUUUAGCGAUCAUUUUAGUUGAUUAAGCAGCUUCCUAUUUGGGUUGAUAAAAGGUAUAUAUUAAGCAGUCUUGGGAAUGUCUUGUCAACACCUCUCGAAUGAUUUGACCACCAACUGGGUAAAGAGGUUUGAAGAUGAAAACCACAUUUCCACGAAUGGGUUAAGGCUUGUGAAUCCUCUCUUUGCCCAGCAGCAAUUGGAGCCUUAUGCACUGGGCUGAUCUCUUUACUGGGUUUCUAUGUAUGAUAUACAAAAACCAAUAUUGUUCAGAUAACUCAUUAGUUUCAUAUGUUUGGAGGUCUGUCCAACACUGUCCAGUAUUAAAUGAAAGUGUACUUCUGCAAAUUCCAUGCAAAGUUUACCGAGCUUGGUGUUGAUGAUCAAAUCUGCUUCUUUGUAGGUAUGCAAGUUCAGUAAACAUUGUAGAAGUUGCGACAAGUGUGUGGAUGGAUUUGAUCACCAUUGUAAGUGGUUGAACAACUGUGUUGGGCGAAAAAACUAUGCAACAUUUAUAUCACUAAUGGCCAUCAGUCUUGUAUGGGUUGUUAUGGAAGCUGGAGUUGGAAUUGCUGUUGUAGUUCGUUGCUUUGUUCAUAAGAAGAGCAUGGAGGCUGAAAUAGUUGAUAGACUAGGAAAUGGUUUCUCUCAGGCCCCAUUUGCAGCUGUUGUGAUUGUAUGUACAGCAGUGUCUUUAUUGGCUUGCAUACCCUUGGGUGAACUUUUCUUUUUCCAUAUGAUACUGAUUAGAAAGGGAAUAACGACUUAUGAAUAUGUUGUGGCAAUGAGGGCCAUGAGCGAGGCACCUGCUGGAGCGUCCAUGGAUUUUGAACUCCCUAAUAUUACACACUCUCCGUCGGUUUCUGCAACUACCGGCUUCAGCGGUGGAAGUUCAUUGGGCCUGCAGUAUAAAGGAGCAUGGUGCACCCCUCCUAGGGUGUUUGUUGAUUAUCAGGUGAACAUUAGUAUUACGUUCUGGUUGGAUAAGACAUACUAUAAGCUGUUUAUGGAUAUGUGGAAUUCUAAGUGUGUUUGGCAGAGAAAUACAAGCACUUUUAUAAAUUGACUUUUUAUUUCUAAA